AUGGAGAAGGACGGCAGCGCAGCCGGCACCGGCAACACUGCCGAGGUGAAGCCCGUGGUACCACCGGUGGAGGAGACGAAGCCUACGACUGUUGUUGAGGAUGUCCCCGACCCCGAUGAGGACGAUUUGGACGACUUGGAUGAUAUGCUCGACGACUUUGCAGCAGUGAAUGUGGAACCGAAGAAAGCAGCGCAACCUGCUCCUUCAGCUCCGAAGACCACUGCAGCUAGCCCAGGGAGACCUGCGACAGCCGUAGAAGACGAUUCUGAGGACAAGACACUCGAAGAGAUGCUAUCUUCCGAUGAUUUUGCAAAGCAACUCCAAGCUGGCAUGGCUGACCUGAUUGGGGAAUUUGAGAAGAAUCCCGAAAUGCAGGCGCAAUUUGACAACGUCUUCAAGCAGAUUAGUGUCGCUGCUCAGGAAGCGGAAAGCUCACCACAAGGCACAGCCGGAGCACAAGCGCCACCACCACCAGCUUCAUCUUCCGGCAAAGCUCCCGCCUCAGACCCCAUCGCCGACGGUUCCUUCCAGGAGACCAUCAAGAAAACCAUGGAGCGCAUGCAAGCGUCGGGACAGCAGGCGACGGCAGCUGCGGCAGAGUCCUCGACCGAAGACUUCCUCGCCGAGAUGAUGAAGCAACUCGGAGAAGGCAACCUCGAAGGCGGCGGUGGCAACGAGGAGGAAUUCUCAAAGAUGCUCAUGGGCAUGAUGGAGCAGCUCACCAACAAAGAAAUCCUUUACGAGCCCAUGAAGGAGCUCAACGACAAGUUUCCCGAGUGGCUGGAAAAGAACCGGGGAAAGACGCCGGCAGAAGAUCUGAAGCGGUACGAGGAGCAACAAGCGCUGGUCAAGGAGAUCGUGGCCAAAUUCGAGGAGAAGACGUACGCCGAUUCUAAUGCAGCGGACAGAGAGUACAUUGUCGACAGAAUGCAGAAGAUGCAAGCUGCUGGAUCACCCCCGUCCGACCUUGUUGGUGAUAUGCCAUCGGCGCAAGAAGCUUUUAGUGCAGAUGAGGGCUGUAAUCCACAAUAA
Messenger RNA from Colletotrichum orchidophilum, 1032 nucleotides. Its product is annotated as Pex19 protein family. NCBI's taxonomy places the organism in Eukaryota, Fungi, Ascomycota, Sordariomycetes, Glomerellales, Glomerellaceae. The transcript is spliced from 4 exons. The record is from RefSeq and is a predicted model, not a curated record. The coding region runs from base 1 to 1032 and encodes 343 amino acids. Gene Ontology annotation, cellular component: peroxisomal membrane; peroxisome. Gene Ontology annotation, biological process: protein import into peroxisome membrane.